AUGAGAGAAUGCAAUACGGCUACAACUCCAAUAGACCUAGACGUGAAGAUGGAUAAUUAUGAAACAAGCAAAAGAUGCAACAUAAAAGAUUAUCAAGAGCUCAUGGGGAGACUAAUGUUUUUGAGUGCCCACACACGACCAGAUAUUUCAUAUGCACUAAACUGCCUGUCACAAUUCAACACUGAUCCCAGAGAGAUGCACAUGACAGGAUUAAAACGAGUGCUGAGAUAUUUGAGAGGCACAAUUGAUUAUCAGCUAACAUUUGGAAAUAAGUGCUCCAGGAAUGAAAUCGUUUGUGAAACUGACGCGUCAUGGGAUAAAACAAGAGAUGCAAAAUCUUUUACAGGAGUAUUAAUCUAUAGAAAUAGUGAUUUGAUUUUUUGGAAAUGCAAAAAACAAACUGUCGUGGCAUUGUCAUCAACGGAAAGUGAGAUGGAAGCGAUGAUAGAAGGUGUGAAAGAAGUGAUAUGGACUGAUAGACUGUUGAAUGUGAUAGGAUUGGGAAAAGAAUUAAGAAAGGAAGUUAGGUGUAAUAGCUUGAAUGCAGUUAAGUUAGCGAAUGGGGGCAAUUUUAAAACUAAAUCCAAAUUGUUGAAUCGAAAAUGUUAUUUUAUUAAAGAAGCUGUAAAGAGAGAUAACAUGCAAGUAUUACAUGUUCCAAGUGAUCGGAUGAAGGCGGAUUGCUUGACUAAGGCUUUGAGCGGACCCAACUUGUUGAAGAAUGUUAAAGGUUUCAUGGAUGUUAAUAACAAAUAA
Molecule: messenger RNA, 756 nt
Organism: Colletes gigas
Lineage: Eukaryota; Metazoa; Arthropoda; Insecta; Hymenoptera; Colletidae
Product: secreted RxLR effector protein 161-like
Exons: 1
Coding region: 1-756 (251 amino acids)
Source: RefSeq, a predicted model, not a curated record